AAGUGGACAUAGACAUCACAAACCCUCUGCAACAAGGGUUUAAUCUCCCUAGAGAUUUCAACAUUGAUACAUGGGUGGCUUUCAAAUAUGAAAGGUUGUCGGGUUUCUGUUACGCUUGUGGCAGAUUGGGUCAUUCUCAACUUUUCGGCUCAUUUCUCAAAUCCAUCCCAGACAACCUUCCAUACGGACCUUGGAUGCGUGCUGAACACCCGAGCAUGAAUCACUCUCAGACAUUCCUAUCUGUAAACUCACAAAAUAAUAUCCAACGAACAGACAUACGAGCGAGCCGAGCCAUCAUUUCUGAGACCACAAUAUCAUCACAGACUCAAGACCCCCUUUCAACACAGAUAAUUCCAACUUCACUACCGACAAUAGAUGACAUGCAAGUGAUGGACCACAAACUAUCCCCAAGAAAAGAUAAAGGGAAAGCAAUAAUGGUGGAAGAUACACUCGAAAUCCAGGGGCAAAAAAUCAAAGAACUUGUUACGGUGGAUCUUACCAGCGAUAUCGACUCAGAACGCAUACAGGACAGAGGGUCAGAGUCUCCCUUUCAGUUCUUAACCAUGCCAUCCCCAAAACAAUCAGAGAGUCUACAGGGCAGAGGGAUGGAGCCAUCAUUUCCGGUGGCCCGUGUUCUUAACCAUGUUCUUAAUCAGCCGACACCAACCACAACCCAACCGACGGGCUUCAGUUAGAGCAUCCCCAUCCGGAUGUGUAAAGUGCUUUUAUCCCUAAAAUUUGAAGAUUAAAUUUAGGGGAAAUCCAAAACGAGCCUCCCAUCCCAUUCCCUAAAAUAGGGAUUUGUUUUAGGGGAUCCACAGUCAUUCCCCAUAUUUGGGGAACCACUGUACAUCCCCAAUCGCACGAACCCUAAAUCUAUUGCCGUUGGUCCCGAGUUCCUCUCUUCCUCUCGAUUCACAGCAACUACCAAAAUCGCUCGCGCCUACCUUCGUUCAUAGGUAAGGAUUCCAUCUAUUCAUCUUUCAAUCUCAAGCAACUUUUCUAUUUUUGUUUUCACAAAAGCUGGUCGCACAUAUCGUUUGCAGGAGGUUUUGUCAAAAUCCAUUGAGCUCAAAAGCUGUGCGAAAUCAUGAAUCAUUAUCUCCUCUUGAUGUAGUUUUUCUUGUUUGGCUGAUGAUUUUUAAUCGGUUGAUUACAUUCUCUGAAACCCAUUUCCCCAUCUGGGUUUCGGUUCUUCAAGUAAUAUCCUCUCUAAUUUCUGUUUUCACUCGUUGUUUCCAUGAAAUUUGUUUUUUCUUAUGAUAAUUUUUUGCUUUAUUUCCGUUUGUGACUCUCUUCAGAUCUGUCCAGAUUAGAUUUCUUUGAGUUUGAUGAGUCUUGCUUGGUUCUGUUGGGUUUUAGUUUUCAAAUGGAAUACUCUGUGUGCAGCGUUCUCGUAUAGUUGAAUGAAGUUGAAAUUUUUGGGUGAAAACAUAUUUUCUGUGCAAUUCAGAUGAUGUAAAGUUAGGAACAUGUUUGAUGUUGUAUUCAUCAGAAUUUUUGAGCAUGUUUGUCAAGUAUUUUGAUUCGGACUAAGAGGAACUUCAUUUUGAACUUCAUUUUUGAAUAUGAUGUAUUUUGAUUUGGACUAACGUAUAGAGAAUGGGACUUUUCUGAGUUGGUUGAUCUAUAUGUUGAGUUGAUGGUAAUAGAGCUUAUUAUGAGGCCUUGUUGGUUUUGAAGCAGUUUGAUAAUAACGUGAGAAGUUAUUAUCAAUGUAGUCUGUGUUUGGACUUGUUUGAAGCAGUAAAAUAAGUGAUUCAAGUCAACCAGUUUGGACUUGUUUGUGCCUUGUGUUUGCUGGUUUGAGCCAAUAUGGUCUCUUUAAUUAUUGUUCUCAUGGACUGAGCUCUGUUGGUUUGACAGAAUGCGUAUCUGUUUUUAUGUUCUUUUGCAUUUUGCUUGCAGCUUAGUAUUGGAUUUUCCUUCUCUAACCCCUCGGCUGUGAAUUGGUCUGUGCUAUUGGGACCUUUGCAGUGUUUGGUACUGAUGAAUAAUUAUUACUUGUGGGGGAGGGAGGGGGCUGCAUGUCUAUUAUUAGGCUAUGAUGAUGGUGUUUAGUGGGGUAAUUCAUAAGUGUUAGUGGGCCUCAUUGUGAUGGCGGGGUAAUCCUCACCCGAAUGACCAUUUUGCAGUUUGUAAUAUUUUUCACAAAAGGCACGUGGGAUUUGGGUAAGGUUUUGCAGCCAUUUGAUGUUGGGAUCGUGUCUCACACAUGAUGUAAAUUUUGUAAACCAUUCUUAGCCAUAUUUAAAACACACAAGUGUUUAGGGAAGUGGAUGGGAAUGCUCUUAUUAAAACGUUUGCAAACUAAUUAUGUUAUUGGUUUGAGUUGUCUUAACCUCUCGGCUGUGAUGAUGAAAAAAUCUAAAAAUGGUGAUGGAACACUUUCGCACACACCUCCAUGGCAUGGUAAACCGAAUGGCCAAUAAAUAGUGGCAACCGAUUGUUGCAACCAUGUGAGGGAGGGUGCCAAGUGUGAUCAUACGUUGCCAUAGGAUUCCUGAGCCAGCUACCAAAAUCACUUGCAAAUGUAGUUAAAAAUUUUCUAAUAUGUGUACCACAUUUCCAUGUUUAAAAAUUUUUAGAGAUGGACUCAGAAGAGCAUAGAAAUAUGUUCUUCACCAGCCUCCUAACUCAGGAGCCUGAACUUGACCACAUUUAUGUUGGUCAAGGUGAACAUCACAUGACUUUGGAUGACUCUCCACCCCCGCCCCAAGUAUAGCCUCCCUCUCAAAGAAAAUAAGCUAGGGGUGCAAACUUCACCCCCGAAGAAGACAAGUUACUUGUCUCUGCAUGGCUGAAUAGUAGCAUUGAUGCCAUCCAAGGAACGGACCAAAAACAUGCCCAACUUUGGAAAAAAGUUAGUCAAUACUUCAAUGAUUAUAAAGAAAGUACAAAUGAGCGGAGUGUUGGGUCCUUAAUACAUCGGUGGUCUGCCAUUCAAAAGGCGACGAACAAAUUUUCUGCUAAACUCACUCAAGUUGAAGGGCUGAAUCAAAGUGGCAUGACUGAGCAAGAUAAGUUUGAGAAAGCGAAGGUCAUGUACCAAUCACUUGAGAAAACGACUUUUCAGUUCGAGCAUUGUUGGCAGCUAUUAAAGGACCAGCCGAAAUGGAAUCAACGUUACACAAAGGACGGGACAAAGCGAAGGUCGACGAUGUCCCCUACAUAUUCGCGUACAUCAGCAAUGGCAACUAAUUCACCCAUUGAUUCAGUGGGUGGUACAGAGGGCGAGAAUCUGGAAAGUAAUGAUGUCAUCGAAUUGGAUAGGCCAAUAGGGAGAAAAGCUGAGAAAGGAAAACGUAAGGCCCAAGGCAGGGCCUCAGAUGAGCUUGUGGAGCUCAGCAAGAAAAGAUAUAGUCUCCUAGAGGAGUCACGUGCUCAGGAGAAAGAAUUUUUCCGACUCAAGGCUGAGAAGAUGGCAUAUGAACGAGAAAUGGAGGGAAAUAAAUGUAGACAAGAGGACGAGAGAUUAAGGUUGGAGGCGGAGAAACUGGAAAUCGCCCGGUUGGAGAGAGAGGAGCGCAUAAUAUUGCUCGAUGUCAGUACGUUAAAUGAAGUUCAGCAAGUAUAUUUCCAGCAACUUCAAAGAGAGAUAUUGGCGCGACGCAAUGCAUCCUCAGAUUGAGGCAUUUGUUAUUAUUUGUAACUAAACAUUUAUUCAGUAUUAAUUAGACUAUGUAUAUUAUGUACCACUCGCUUGUGACACUUUUCUGCAUUUAUUGUAUUAUAUAAUUUGACAACAUUUGUAAAGUUUUAUUAAGAAGA
Messenger RNA from Juglans regia (Persian walnut), 3771 nucleotides. RefSeq lists its product as uncharacterized. Bases 3008 to 3631 code for a protein of 207 amino acids. The record is from RefSeq and is a predicted model, not a curated record. NCBI's taxonomy places the organism in Eukaryota, Viridiplantae, Streptophyta, Magnoliopsida, Fagales, Juglandaceae. The transcript has 2 exons.